UAGAAAGCGGCGGACUGGAGUCAGCUAGAUCAUUGCGUGUUUCUCUGCAUAUGAAUCUCUGGAUGGCUGGUUAACCGCACAGGAAGAAGAAGAAGAAAAACUCUUAAUAGUGCCUCCGGUUAUUCCGACGUGCCGCUGUUUGUCGCGGUAAAGCGGAUAUUUCUCACUUUAACUGGAGUCAGAAAGAAAAGCGGCAAGAUGAAAUACAAAAACCUGAUGGCCAAAGCGUUGUACGACAACGUGCCGGAGUCCCCCGAGGAGCUGGCCUUCCGGAAAGGGGACAUCCUGACCGUCAUUGAGCAGAACACGGGCGGCCUGGAGGGCUGGUGGCUCUGCUCCCUGCACGGCCGCCAGGGCAUCGCCCCCGGGAACCGCUUGAAGCUGCUGAUCGGACCCAUGUUCGAGGCUCAGUCGUCGGGCGCCGCUGCCGCCCCUUCUCCAUCUCAGAGCUAUCAGCAGAAGGCUAACUCGGGGUCUCAGGGCCUCUACCAGGUGCCCCCGUCCCUCCAGAGCCCACAGCAGCAGAGUCAGCAGAGCAUCUACCAGGUCCCACCGGGACAGGACGUCUACCAGGUCCCACCGAGGAGUACUCUAGCAACUGAUAACACACCAAGCAAGGUGGUGACCCCAACCAGAGUGGGACAGACCUACACUUACAGCCCAGGACAGCAUAACCAGCAGGACCUCUAUGACGUCCCACCCAUCAGAUCACAAGGGGUGUACGAUAUUCCACCUGGUCAGAUGUUCCCUGGUCAGAAAGGCGGAGCCAGAAACCAAGGAGUCUAUGAUGUUCCCCCAUCACCAAUGGACCCCAGGUCACAAGGCAUCUAUGACAUCCCUCCAACCUCUCAAGGGGUCUACUCAGUGCCUCCCUGCAGGACCAACUCUGCCCAGCAGGAGGGGAACUACGACUUCCCGCAGCCCCUCAAGAGCAAACAGGAAGGCAUCUACGACGUACCCCCGCCUGUCCUCGCCAAGCCCGCCCAGAGCUCGCAGUCACAUUACGACUUCCCACCGAACGUGGAGCCUCCGGCUCAUCAGCCGCACCCAAACACCAACGGCAAUGAAGGCAUUUACGAUGUGCCACCGCCUGCCUUUCAUUCAGGGGCGGGGUCUCGCAACGACGUGUACGACAUCCCGCGGGUCAUGCAGACCUCCCAGCACAGAAGCUCGCCCGCCGACAGAGACGGAAGCAAAGGCAUCUACGACAUCCCCGCUCAAGAUGUUCGCGCAGUAGCGGACGUGACGGACGGCGUGAACCGCCUGUCGUUCUCCAGCACGGGCAGCACGCGCAGUAGCAUGUCCACCUCCUCGUCCUCCACUGGCUCCAGCUCCGAGGGCCGCCUCGCUCUGGAUGUGGACACAGCCAUCCAGAAGCUGUACCGCCUUCAGCAAGCAGUGGACAGCUCAGUCGGGAAUUUGCAUUCAAUGGCAGCUUCCCCUCACUGGAGGACUUUUCCUUUCAUGGAACGCCACGCCAACGACGUCCGCACAGUUCUGGACAGAGUCCGGGCCGCUCUGGGAGACUUCAUUGUGUUUGGCAGAGGUGCCGCGGUGAACGCUACGUCUCUGUCAGACAACAGUCUGCACAGUAAGCUUCGAAGGCAGCUGGGACGCCUGGAGGACUCACAGCAGAUCCUUCUGCAGAUCUACCAAGCUCUGGAAAACUGCAGCUGGGCGCUUAACACCCUGGCCUCGUCUGGAAGGCACCACAACAAGACCGACGACCUGGACCGCUUCGUCAUGGUCUCCAGGACUGUUCCCGACGACGCCAAACAGCUGGCCUCCACGAUAGGCAGCAGCGCCGAGCUGCUGUUCAGGCGGACGCAUGUGGACGGAUCUUUCUCUGUGGGCAGCACGCCUGACGAGAACGUGAUCCACCCGCUCACCUCCCCCUCGUCGGACAACGACAACUACGGGGGCCAGACCAAACCUUUCCCCGUGCCCUCGACCCCAGACAAGGACAACAUGAACAAUAGCGAGAAGUGCGUGAAAAGCUGGAUGGAGGACUACGAUUAUGUACAUUUGCAGGGCAAAGAAGACUUUGAACGGCAGCAGAAGGAGCUGUUGGAGAAAGAAAACAUAAUCAAGCAGAGUCAAGUUCAGCUGGGUCAGGAACAGAUCAAUCAGUUCAAGAAGCUGGAGCAGGAAGUGAGCAAACCCGUGGAGAACGACAUCACGCAGUGGAUUUCACACCAGCACUCGGCGCCGCCCUCAGACUCCUCGUCCUCCUCCACCUCCCUCUCCCCGUCCGCCCACCUGUGCGCUCGGGACCGCCAGCUGCUCAGCUUCUACUCGGAGCAGUGCGAGCAGCACUUCGUCACGCUCCUCAGCGCCGUGGACGCCUUCUUCGGCUGCGUCAGCGCCGGCCAGCCCCCCCGCAUCUUCGUGGCACACAGCAAGUUCGUGAUCCUCAGCGCCCACAAACUGGUCUUCAUCGGGGACACGCUGUCCCGGCAGGCCUCGGUGCCUGAGGUGGCCAACAGGGUGAUGAACUCGAGCAACGUGCUGUGCGACCUGUUAAAGACGGUGGUGUGCGCGACUAAAACGGCCGCCCUGAACUACCCGAACACAGCCGCCAUCCAGGAGAUGGUGGACAGAGUCACCGACCUGUCGCACCACGCUCAGCAGUUUAAAGAACAGUUGCUGCAGAUGGCUAAUUUGUGAUUUUCACCCUCAUGGCUCCUGCACAUCACUCCGUUUGUACAUCUGCCAUAAAAAUAUAUAUAUUUGCAGUAUAUGUAUGUCGCUCUCCAUCUUUAAGCCCGUUUAAGAUGUUGUAAAUAGUCAGUGUUCUGUAAAUAUUUGCUCUAUUUUUAUGUACAUUGUUCUAUAUUAUGAUAUGGACACAUAUAUAGAUGCAGUACUGGUGCCUCUGUAGGAACAUGUGGACAUUUUUCAUAACAUUCCCAUUGCAUAUUAUGAAGCACCUUAUGAGAUGUCCUGUUAUUUCAUUUAUAACUGUAGAGUGUCGUUUCUGUGUCUUCCUGCUGGAUGUGACAGUUAAAAGUUCCUUGUAAAUCAAGUCAGUGUCCGUGUGUCCGUGUGUGUGUGUGGAGCUUUCCACAAAGUAAAGGACUGUU
Molecule: messenger RNA, 3083 nt
Organism: Neolamprologus brichardi
Lineage: Eukaryota; Metazoa; Chordata; Actinopteri; Cichliformes; Cichlidae
Gene: nedd9
Product: neural precursor cell expressed, developmentally down-regulated 9
Biological process (GO): cell migration; cell surface receptor protein tyrosine kinase signaling pathway
Cellular component (GO): plasma membrane; cytoplasm
Molecular function (GO): protein binding
Source: RefSeq, a predicted model, not a curated record